This is a messenger RNA of Nerophis ophidion (straightnose pipefish), 2976 nucleotides long. RefSeq names its product aminopeptidase Ey-like. Gene Ontology annotation, molecular function: metalloaminopeptidase activity; zinc ion binding; peptide binding. The record is from RefSeq and is a predicted model, not a curated record. Gene Ontology annotation, cellular component: cytoplasm. NCBI's taxonomy places the organism in Eukaryota, Metazoa, Chordata, Actinopteri, Syngnathiformes, Syngnathidae. The transcript is spliced from 18 exons. Gene Ontology annotation, biological process: peptide catabolic process; proteolysis. Bases 217 to 2976 code for a protein of 919 amino acids.
ACAGCAGGAUGUAAAUGCACUUGACACGGCACUUCUACUCCCACUCCGCAUAGCGAGGAGGGCUGGAUGACACCCAGGCGACUCCUCAGCGGUGAGGUCAGGGAUUAAGCGGCGCUCGCUCUUAUCUGGAAGCCGUCCACACGCCCAGGAGAUGAGCCAUUAAACUCGGGCGAGUAUAAAGAGGGAGCGUCGGGUUGAGAUUUCUCAGACGCAAACAUGCGGAAAGGAGUUUAUCUCAGCAAAGGAGCGGCCGUGGCCUUGGCGUUUCUUGGCAUCGCCGCCACCGCCGCCAUCAUCUCCUUGUCUGUGGUCUACUCUCAGGAGAGGUCAAAGGGUAAAGCCAGGCCGUCACCCACAGAAAGAUCAACAACACCCAGCCCCCCAGCAGCUCAGGAGCCCUGGCAUGACCACAGACUGCCCACCUCGCUUCUCCCCGUCUUCUACAACCUCGUCCUCUGGCCUCGGUUGGAGCCCCGAGCGGACGGCCUCUUCUUCUACACCGGGAACUCCUCGGUGGUCUUGGACUGCGUCAACAACACGGAUCUCAUCCUCCUCCACUCCAACAUGCUCAACCUGACCAGCUUCGACGGGCACCUGGCUCGGCUGCGGGGUCUCGGCGGGGCGACGGCGCCCGGCCUGAGCAAGACCUGGUUGGAGGAGCCCACCCAGUACCUGGUGGUCCAACUGAGCGGCGAGCUGCAGGCCGGCAGCACGUACGAGCUCUACACCGAGUUCGCGGGAGAGCUGGCGGACGACCUCAGAGGAUUCUACAGGAGCGAGUACGAGGAGGGAGGAGAGAACAAGGUGUUGGCCACCUCUCACAUGCAGCCCACAGACGCCAGGAAGGCUUUCCCGUGCUUCGACGAGCCCGCCAUGAAGGCGGUUUUCCAAAUAACACUCAUCCACCCCCCAGAGACCGUGGCCCUGUCCAACGCCAUGAACCACGAGCCCGUCAACGUCACCGUGGACGGUCAGCCGUGGGUCCGCACCGGAUUCGAACCCACGAAGAAAAUGUCCACCUACUUGCUGGCCUUCGUGGUGUGCCAGUUUGGCUACAGAGAAUCUCAACAGGGAGCAGACCUUCUGAUCAGGAUCUGGGCCCGCGAACAGGCCCUAGAGGCGGGUAAGGGGGCCUACGCUCUGGCCAAGACCGGACCGAUCCUGGCGUACUUUGAACGCUACUACAACUCACCCUACCCUCUGGAGAAGUCUGACCAGGUCGCUGUGCCUGACAUCCUUUCCGGAGGCAUGGAGAACUGGGGCCUGAUCACCUACAGCGAGAACGCCCUCCUGUGCAACCCCAGCCUGGCCUCCAACGGCGAGCGAGAGUGGGUGGCCACCGUCAUCUCCCACGAGCUGGCCCACAUGUGGUUUGGGAACUUGGUGACCGUACGCUGGUGGAACGACUUGUGGCUCAAUGAAGGAUUCGCCACCUACGUGUCCUACCUGGGGGCCCACUAUGCAGAACCCACCUGGGACAUGAAAGACUUAAUAGUCCUGAAUGAGGUCAUUGGCGUGAUGGCGGAGGACGCCAAGGCCUCGUCCCGCCCUCUCUCCACCAAGGAGGAGGAGGUGCAGACGCCGGAGCAGAUCUGGGACCUGUUCGACGCCAUCACGUACAGCAAGGGCGCCGCCGUCCUCAGGAUGCUGUCGGACUUCAUCACAGAGGAGGUCUUCUCCAAAGGACUGCAUACAUACUUGGAGGAGUUCAAGUACAAGAACACGGUCCAUGCAGACCUCUGGAAGCACCUGCAAAUGGCGGUGGAGAAGGCCGGCUUGACUCUGCCUCAGUCCGUGGAGGCCAUCAUGAACCGCUGGAUCCUCCAGAUGGGAUUCCCUGUGGUCACCAUCGACACCCGGACCGGGACUCUCGUCCAGGGACACUUUUUGUUGGACCCCGACACGGAGGUGAAGAGACCUUCGGAGUACAAUUACGAGUGGUUUGUUCCCGUUACGUGGAUGAAAAAUGACGUGGUUGCUAACCACUACUGGCUUCUCGAUAAGAACGACACAAACCCGGCCAUGGCUGUGGGUCCUGAUGAGUGGCUGCUGGCCAACAUCAACAUGUCGGGCUUCUACAGGGUCAACUACGACGCUCAGAACUGGCGGCGCCUCCUGGCCAAGCUGGACCGGCAGCAUCAGGACAUUCCUCUCAUCAACCGGGCGCAGAUCAUGGAUGAUGCUUUCAGCCUGGCCAGAGCCAGGAUGCUGAACCUGACUCUGGCUCUCAGCACCACCAACUUCCUUCACAGAGAAGUGGAGUUCUUGCCCUGGCAGGUGGCUCUCAAACACCUGGACUACUUGCACAUCAUGUUGUGUCGCACUGACGUCUUUGGACCCAUGCAGGCUUACAUGAAGAAACUAGUCACUCCCUUGUUCAAGUACUUCCAAGAGGUGACUGCGACACAUAUCGCUAGAAAAGUGAAGGAAAAUUUCAGGACCUUCGUGGAGAAGAGUGAACGACUGAAAGAAUAUUACCUGGUGUCGGCGUUCCGCAAAAAUCCUAGCUUGGGUGAGUUGCUGAUCAGGGCCCGAGUCAGUCCCCCCGGGAAUCCGCCCUUAACCAGGAGCAACAUUCCCCUACAGCACAUCCCCUGGCUUUUGAACCGCCACAGCGGUAAAGUCUUCCGGCCGCUGUGCAGAGGACACAAACAUUCAAAAAACUGCAUCUAUGUCAUCCUCUGCCAGCGAUGUCAUGCCAUGUAUGUUGGUGAGACGGGUAACACCAUCGCCACCCGGUUUCACCAACAUAAGUACAACAUCAUCCGACAGAAGAACACUACCACCUACCUGACCAACGCGAGAUGGAGUGUGGCCCAACGGAAGCGUGCCGAACGCCUGUGGAUCACAAAGUUGGGGACCAAACAUCCGGGGGGCCUCAAUGAGGCCUACGACUCCACCUCACUCUCAGCAGCCAAUCAGCCUCAGUCUACAGCCAACCACCGAACGAGCAACAUCGCUCUCACUGCACACUAG